Cucurbita maxima (winter squash) is the source of this 828-nucleotide messenger RNA. Its product is annotated as 2-iminobutanoate/2-iminopropanoate deaminase-like. Lineage: Eukaryota; Viridiplantae; Streptophyta; Magnoliopsida; Cucurbitales; Cucurbitaceae. Gene Ontology annotation, cellular component: cytosol. The record is from RefSeq and is a predicted model, not a curated record. Gene Ontology annotation, molecular function: deaminase activity. The coding region runs from base 36 to 593 and encodes 185 amino acids. The transcript has 6 exons.
AUCCACUCACCCAUUGCCAAUUAAACUGUAGACGUAUGGCUUACUGCACGGCUCACACCUUCCAAAUUCCGGCCUCCAACGUCAUUUCACGGCCACGCACUGUCACUCCCUCUGUCGGCGCCGCCGUGUCCUUGUGGCGCCGCCCUUCAUCUAUUCCAUCUAUUUCAAACCGCAACAUGUCCUUCAAAUGCCACGCCAUUUCCAAGUGUGAUGAUAUCACAACUAUUGAAACUAAUGAGGCUCCAGAAGCAUUAGGGCCAUAUUCUCAAGGCAUCAUAGCCAACAACUUUAUAUUUGUGUCUGGCUCCCUAGGUCUGAUUCCCGAGACAGGAGAAUUAAUUUCCGAUCAUGUUGGAGAGCAAGCCGAGCAGGCCCUCAAAAAUAUUGGUGCAAUAUUGAAAGCUGGAGGUGCGGACUAUAAUAGAGUGGUUAAGACAACUAUUAUGCUGGCUGAUGUAGCUGACUUUGCAUUAGUGAAUCAAAUUUAUGCUCGAUACUUUUCCGAGUACCCUGCUCCAGCUCGGUCAACAUUUCAGGCUGGAGCAUUGCCCAAAAAUGCCAAGAUCGAAAUCGAUGCAAUAGCUGUGGUUUAAACUGUAGCACCUCGAUGUGACAUGAGCAUGCGAGGAGUUCUCAAGUAUCUGAUAUAUUAGUAUGGUUGUAAAUUUAAUAAGUUGGAGAUGGCUAAUAAAUACAGGAAGAUCCCAAAUUAGAUGAGGGUUUCUUGCUAGUUGUUACCAACAUUAUUGUAAUAAUUUUAUUGUUGCCUUGUUUUAUGUGGGGCCUUUCUCAUGCUACCAUGGUUACUUCUGCAAAUUUUCUGGUUAA